GAAGAAGCGUCAUGGUCCCACGGUGGAGAGUAUGAAUGCGUGGCCCACAACGUCGUAGGAAACCGUACAGCUCACAUGACUGUUCAUGUUCAAGUGUCGUGCUGAGGGAAACCCUGAACCUACAGUGUUGUGGAGAAAACUGGACCAAGAUGGCCGCUCCGUCGUGGCAGGAGAGGGUGCGACCGUCUUGGUGGAAGAAGCGUCAUGGUCCCACGGUGGAGAGUAUGAAUGCGUGGCCCACAACGUCGUAGGAAACCGUACAGCUCACAUGACUGUUCAUGUUCAAGCACCGCCCACAAACCUGUCCAUGGAGUUGUUCCCGUCUGCUGAGUUUGAGAAGGGGCAGAACGUGACCAUCCGGAGCUGGGCUGUGGGCGUUCCCGCCCCCUCGGCCACCCUGGUGAGGCUACGGGACGGGGUGGAGUUGCACUCCUCUGACGGAACCUUCCACCUGGUCCACCUGGGCCCGGAGCACGCAGGGCUCUACCUGCUCAAUGUCACCAACGUAGUGGGACACCAGAGCCUCAGCUUCAGCCUCAGCGUCAGCAUCCAGGAUAAAUCCGUCAAUCCAAAGACCGUCAUCAUACCUGCCGUGUGCUUCGUUUCCAUGACCGCUGCUGCAGCGACUCUGAUGCGAUUCCUGAGGAGAGCAAAAAUGGCAAGUUCAUAUGAACUUGCAAGGACAGUUUAGACUCCCCCCAUGGAGGGAAGAGAGAUGGUCUCAACAUCAGUCUGCAAUUGAGCACUGUACACUGGAACAGUCCACUUCUAGCAUCGAGGGGGUGUUUUCCUCAGAGGUGGACAGAGCUGUGCUUUCGGCAGUGAGAGACUAUUCUUCGUUGCUAUUGGUCAAGUGAAGCUCAAACACGCACGCACUGAAAUUAUGGUCUCGAUUCAAUUCGUAUCGUGGAAGUUUAGCGCGAUUGAUAUGUAAAUAUUUUCCAAUUGAGCCGACAGAUGCAGCGGUUACCGUGAAUGCAGAAUCCGCGAACACGGGGACAUUGCCUUUUUAAAAUUCAAUUGCGCUACAGCGAUGAAACUUCCGCGAUACGGAUUGUAUCGAGGCCUAAUUGUUUGUUUAUGCGUGUUCUCUACUGAUGGAUGUACAAAGCCAUGAAUGUAACUGAUGAUUGCACAGAUAUGACUUAUAGCAUCUGAUAAUACCUUAUUAGUCAACCACCAGCCCAGGACAUUGUGUCACUGUAGCAUCAGACCUUCUUUCACUGAAGUUUAUAUUAUUGCUGUAUAUAAUAUUUUUUUAAUGUGAAUUAAUAUGUUUUGUACAGACUUAUUGUAAUA
Messenger RNA from Salvelinus sp. IW2-2015, 1299 nucleotides. The record is from RefSeq and is a predicted model, not a curated record. NCBI's taxonomy places the organism in Eukaryota, Metazoa, Chordata, Actinopteri, Salmoniformes, Salmonidae.